Molecule: messenger RNA, 2766 nt
Organism: Trichomonas vaginalis G3
Lineage: Eukaryota; Parabasalia; Trichomonadida; Trichomonadidae
Product: protein ubiquitination
Exons: 1
Coding region: 1-2766 (921 amino acids)
Molecular function (GO): protein binding
Source: RefSeq, a predicted model, not a curated record
AUGUCUAUCCUCUUAGACGACGAGGACGCACUAUUCGAUGCAGGUUCAUUUACACUCUACCAUAAUGAUGUAGAGUACCAUAUUGAUCCAACUCUAUUUUUCAAUUUUUCGAGAAAAUUCGCUGCAUAUUUUCAAGCUGUUACAAAUAACCCACAAGUAGAUCCAGAUACAGGCAAAACAUUACCGCCGACACUCUCUAUUGAAGAUGAAUAUGAAGAAAACGCAUUUGCUACAUACAUCGCAUGCUGCCAAAUGAAACCCAUCGCUCCAUCAGGCAUUAUCCUUGUAGACUUACUUGUUAUCGCAGAAGAUUGGGAUUCUCCAACUCUUAUUACUAAAAUUGAGUCUCUUUUGGCAUCAAAAGUUCCACCAAACGAAUUAAUCCGUCUUUUUGCAAAAUUAUUACGCGAAGGACAUAAAUCAAAGCGCAUUGAAACAAUUAUAUCCAUGAAUUUACCACGUUUCAUCGAUGCUCCGCUUUUCUCCACUCUUCCAUUUGAAGUUAUUGAAAGAAUGAUUGCAGCAUAUCCAGGCAAGCUCACACCAGCACAGCUCAUGAAGUUAUGCUAUGCUGCUUCAGCACAAGGCGGUAUGGAUUCAAUUAAAUUUGUUAAACGUUAUUCCUUCGACAACAUGAAGCUCGAUCAAAUCAACGAUCUCUGCGAAACAUUUAUGAUUUGUCCAUACAGAAAAUUACGUGAUUUCUUUGCUGCAAUGGGCAGAUUACUUGAACAACUCAAAGAUCCGCUUAACGAGCACAAAACAUUCAAGAGCUCAUGGACAGCAGCCGAUAAUGGCACUGCCGAUAACGCUUUUGCAUUUUACAAAGAAGUACAAGCGAAAAAUAAAUCUGGAAAGAGAUCUGCAACGGAAGAGACAUUUCUUAAGACCGCUGCUAACAGAGGAAACGCUGAAGCUCAAUUUGAAUACGGUAAAAUGCUUCUUGACCACGCAAAGACAGAAGAUCAAGAAGAUAUUGCAGUUGAGUAUCUUAUUCAAGCUGCCGCUAAAGGUUUCAGCGAAGCAAUACCUCUUCUCGAGCCAUAUUUCAACCUAAACAUGAUCGACGACAAUUGCCACCUCUACGUUUACCAAAGUCUUUCAUUACAAAUAGUUUUACUUGGAAUGAACAACGACAACAUCAAUCCAAGCUUCCAAUCCAUCCUCGCACUCAAGCUCAGUGAAGAACCCCAGAAAAUCCUACUUUUGGCCCAAGAUAUUAUGAAGGCCGUCCAAAUCAGACAAAGGAACGAAGAAAUAUAUGCCAACUUACUUAAAAUGUUAUCAGAAGAGCCAGGAUAUGAAGAUUUGAAGCAACAAAUCUUCUCAUUAAUCUUUGUAUCUUUAUUCAACCCUCCACACCAUCAGCAGUUCAUUUUCUUGAAGUUCUUGUACAAGUGCAAGACCCUAGGUGUCUACCAGGACGCAGAGAUCGAAGGAGCCAUCAUGGAUUUCGUAAAAGCAAACGCUCCAAUUUACGUUCAAUCGUCACUUUUUGUUUAUUAUUGGUUUGCACCAAUGAUUGAACAUUCCAAUUCAGAUGUAUCCAGUUAUUUAUUCAUGAAGGCGUUGACAAUCCAGAAAGGCAUGUUCGGCAUUUACGACGAGCACAUGUUAGUUUUUAAGAAGAGAGUUCGUGAACUGAAAGAAAACAACUGGAAUGGAUUUGAUGAUAUGAGACAAGUCGAUUUCUAUACGACUGAAUUCCUUUAUCAGAGCAAGAACAGAGAGAUGAACCAAGAAGAGAUAUCAUUCCAAUUGAUGCACGCUUUAGUUUACGAUGAUUUGGCUUCUUUCAAGAAGAUUGUUGAAGAAAACAAAGUGAAACUAGACAGAUCAAUUUCUAAUUACAUAGUCGACCUUGUUCCUCCACAAAACAGGGAGCAAAUGCAAGGCCCAAGCUUCGACGAGCAACUAACAUUGAUACAGUUCGCAGCAAUGCAAGGCAGCAAGAGUUGUUUCCUUUAUUUGCUUAGAAGAGGAGCAUUAUUCCUCGAAGGAAACAACCCAAUUUCUGCAAUUUGCGCAGCUUGCGGACAGUGCAAGUUCAUUCUCUCUUUCAUCACGAACAUCAAGGAUAAGAUGCGUGAAGAGAUGUUGAGAAUGGCUGGAAGAUUCAACAACACGUAUUUGCUUGUUUUGUUACUCCAAAACAAGUUGAAUAUCGAUGCUUGUGAUGAAAACGGAAUGACUGCUUUGCACAUGGCAACACGCGCUCACAACAAUGGAAUUGUUAAGUUGUUGUGCGCUGUUCACGGUAUCAAUGUAAAUGCACAGAAUGUUGAUGGUUGUACUCCUUUGCAUUACGCUGUUAUUGGCGGCAAAGUUGAGACAGUCCAGAUACUUUCUGAAGCACCAGGAAUCGAUGUCAAUGCUAUGGAUAGACAUGGUUCUACACCACUUCAUUAUGCUGCUUGGAAUGGUGAUGUUAAUAUGGUCAAGCUCUUGAUAACUCUUGAUGAUAUAGAUGUUAAUGUUCCAGGUAAACUCCAGAGAACUCCUCUACAUGAAGCUGCUAAAUGCGGAUUCCUUGAGAUUGUGAGAGUUCUCGUUAAGGCUCCUGAAAUCGAUUUGAAUCCAACAGAUAAAAGUGGAAGAACUCCUUACAGACUUGCAAUGAAAAAGCACCAGGUAGAUGUUGUGCAGUUCUUAAACUCUGUAGAUGGUAUUGAUAAGGAAACAACAAUUGUAACUGAAACAUCUUCUUCUUCUGGUAGAGAUUCGGAACCUGGAAGCUCUAGAUCUUUCUUACAUUCUGGUUAUUAA